CCUGUCAUUCAGGAAUUGCCAGGUAAGCGUGAACUAUUACUAUAUAAUCAGAAGUGUGAGUGUGUUUGUACGAUGUGUGCACACAUUUGUACACAAGGGUUUGUCCAGGCCUCCAGGACACGGUGGCUUACUGGCCAGCCCUGCUGUCCUGUAUCUAGGUCUGAUCCCUUCUCUCCUGCAGGCCCAGGUGGGUGGCAGAGCAAAGGAGGAAUGGACUGUGGGCCACCUGCUACCCUCCAGCCCCACCUGGCUGGGCCACCUGGCACUGCCCGCCACCCAGUAGCUGUGUGCCAGCAGGAGAGUCUGUCCUUUGUGGAGCUCCCCACCCUGCAGCCUCCCAGCCCUGUGUGUUUGGACCUUUUCCCUGUUGCCCCCGAGGGGCUGCGGGCUCCUGGCAGCCGCUGGUCCCUGGGGACCCCUGCCCCUCUCCAAGGGCUGCUAUGGCCAACAUCCCGAGGAGGCCCAGAUACAGAGACCUCCACCAGUGGAGGAAUGAGGCCCAGCAGGGCUGGCAGCUGGCCACACUGUCCUGCUGCCCAGCCCCCAGCUCUGGAGGGACCCUGGAGUCCCCAGCAUCCACAGCCGCAGCGCCGGGCCAGCCAUGGCUCUGAGAAGAAGUCAGCCUGGCGCAAGAUGCGGGUGUACCAGCGUGAAGAGCCCGCUGGCAGCCUGGAGGCCCACGCUGUCUUCCUGGAGCCUGGCCAGGCGGUGCAGGAGCAGGCCCUGGGCACAGAGGAGCCUAGACCACGGGAGCUGCCUGGGUGCACCCGAGCAAACCUCGAAGGGCCUGAGCGGAGGCGCUUCUCAGCGUCUGAGCUGAUGACCCGUCUGCACUCUUCUCUGCGCCUGGGGCGGAAUUCAGCACCCAGGACACCGAUCCCCGGAUCAGGCACUGGAGCAGCCCGGGAAGGGAAAGCAUUUGGAAGGGAGUCUCGAGGUGUAGAGAUGCGGGUGGACAGUGUGUCGCUGCCAGCCCCUCUUGACUCAAGCGAGGGCCAUGGCGGUUGGCCCGAGCCCAGGCUAGAUGCGCAAGAAGAGCCGCCGUUGAGUACCAGGAGCGCCAGUGAGCGGCGCCAGUCACGAUUCCUCCUUAACUCCGUUCUCUACCAGGAGUACAGCGACGUGGCCAGCGCCCGCGAACUGCGGCGGCAGCAGCGCGAGGAGGAGGGCCCUGGGGACGAGGCCGAGGGCGCCGAGGAGGGGCCCGGGCCGCCGCGCGCCAACCUCUCCCCGAGCAGUUCCUUCCGCGCGCAGCGCUCGGCGCGCGGCUCCACCUUCUCGCUGUGGCAGGACAUCCCCGACGUGCGCGGCAGCGGCGUGCUGGCCACGCUGAGCCUGCGCGACUGCAAGCUGCAGGAGGCCAAGUUUGAGCUGAUCACGUCCGAGGCCUCCUACAUCCACAGCCUGUCGGUGGCCGUGGGCCACUUCUUAGGCUCUGCCGAGCUGAGUGAGUGUCUAGGGGCGCAGGACAAGCAGUGGCUGUUUUCCAAACUGCCCGAGGUCAAGAGCACCAGCGAGAGGUUCCUGCAGGACCUGGAGCAGCGGCUGGAGGCAGAUGUGCUGCGCUUCAGCGUGUGCGACGUGGUAUUGGACCACUGCCCGGCCUUCCGCCGAGUCUACCUGCCCUACGUCACCAACCAAGCCUACCAGGAGCGCACCUACCAACGCCUGCUCCUGGAGAACCCCAGGUUCCCCAGCAUCCUGGCUCGCCUGGAGGAGUCUCCUGUGUGCCAGCGUCUGCCCCUCACCUCCUUCCUCAUCCUGCCCUUUCAGAGGAUCACCCGCCUCAAGAUGCUGGUGGAGAACAUCCUGAAGCGGACGGCACAGGGCUCUGAAGACGAAGACAUGGCUACCAAGGCCUUCAACGCACUCAAGGAGCUGGUGCAAGAGUGCAACGCCAGUGUGCAGUCCAUGAAGAGGACAGAGGAGCUCAUCCACCUGAGCAAGCGGAUCCACUUUGAGGGCAAGAUCUUCCCGCUGAUCUCUCAGGCCCGCUGGCUGGUUCGGCAUGGGGAGCUGGUGGAGCUGGCACCACUGCCCGCAGCACCUCCUGCCAAGUUGAAGCUGUCCAGCAAGGCCGUCUACCUGCACCUCUUCAAUGACUGCUUGCUGCUCUCCCGGCGGAAGGAGCUGGGGAAGUUUGCUGUUUUCGUCCACGCCAAGAUGGCCGAGCUGCAGGUGAAGGACCUGAGCUUGAAGCUGCAGGGCAUCCCCGGCCACGUGUUCCUCCUCCAGCUUCUCCACGGGCAGCGCACGAAGCACCAGUUCCUGCUGAGGGCCCGGACUGAAAGUGAGAAGCAGCGAUGGAUCUCAGCCUUGUGCCCCUCCAGCCCCCAGGAGGACAAGGAGGUCAUCAGUGAGGGGGAAGACCACCCCCAGGUUCAGUGCGUUAGGACGUACAAGGCACUGCAGCCGGAUGAGCUGACCUUGGAGAAGACUGACAUCCUGGCAGUGAGGACCCGGACCAGUGACGGCUGGUUGGAAGGGGUCCGCCUGGCAGAUGGCGAGAAGGGGUGGGUGCCCCAAGCCCACGUGGAAGAGAUCAGCAGCCUCAGUGCCCGCCUCCGAAACCUCCGGGAGAACAAGCGGAUCACGAGUGCCACCAGCAAACUGGGGGAGCCCCCCGCGUGAUGGGUGGCUGUGGCCUGGGACAGCUCUGGAGGGGGCCUGCAGUGUCUCCAUGCCCCAGGCCACUGCUGCUGGCACUUCUGUUCCGAGGCCCUGGCAUUGAGGGCACAGGCUGGACACAGGAGCAGGGGCCUCCAAAGGGUCUCCCCUGUCCUCACGAUCCUCAGUGUCCACACUUCAAGGCCGAGGGCGGUUUCUUUGUCUGGCAUGGGGGCCACAACAGGUGACUGCUGAUAUCUGGCAAGGACUGGGGCCCUCUCCUCAACCCUGCCUGACUCUUGGUCCCUCUGGCAGGGGCCUGGCCAGGGAGUGCUCCAGUGCCCAUGGGUGCUAGGACCUGUAUGUAUCUGGGGUCUUCACUACCACCUCCCCUGGCCAGAGCCCUGAGUGGGUGCUGGUUGCUGUGACUUGUCUGUAAAUAAACUCCCAUCAUGCCUUUG
This is a messenger RNA of Lemur catta (Ring-tailed lemur), 3068 nucleotides long. RefSeq names its product Rho guanine nucleotide exchange factor 19 (gene ARHGEF19). NCBI's taxonomy places the organism in Eukaryota, Metazoa, Chordata, Mammalia, Primates, Lemuridae. The transcript is spliced from 15 exons. Bases 73 to 2631 code for a protein of 852 amino acids. Gene Ontology annotation, biological process: activation of GTPase activity; regulation of actin cytoskeleton organization. Gene Ontology annotation, molecular function: protein binding; guanyl-nucleotide exchange factor activity. The record is from RefSeq and is a predicted model, not a curated record.